This is a messenger RNA of Tachyglossus aculeatus (Australian echidna), 1290 nucleotides long. It is a transcript of the gene PAX1, whose product is annotated as paired box 1. Gene Ontology annotation, biological process: anatomical structure development; regulation of transcription by RNA polymerase II. Gene Ontology annotation, molecular function: RNA polymerase II cis-regulatory region sequence-specific DNA binding; DNA-binding transcription factor activity, RNA polymerase II-specific. The record is from RefSeq and is a predicted model, not a curated record. The transcript has 4 exons. NCBI's taxonomy places the organism in Eukaryota, Metazoa, Chordata, Mammalia, Monotremata, Tachyglossidae. The coding region runs from base 1 to 1290 and encodes 429 amino acids.
AUGGUGACAGACCCCCUCGGUGAGGAGGGGGCUGUCCCUAGCCGGCCCGGCCCUUGGGCUUGUGGUGACGGGCGCGCUGUUUCUCCCCGACCCCUUCCCGCUUCCCGCCCCCCGCCCACAGAGCAGACGUACGGGGAGGUGAACCAGCUGGGCGGCGUGUUCGUCAACGGCCGGCCGCUGCCCAACGCCAUCCGGCUCCGCAUCGUGGAGCUGGCCCAGCUCGGGAUCCGGCCGUGCGACAUCAGCCGCCAGCUGCGGGUGUCCCACGGCUGCGUGAGCAAGAUCCUGGCGCGCUACAACGAGACGGGCUCCAUCCUGCCGGGGGCCAUCGGCGGCAGCAAGCCCCGGGUCACCACCCCGACCGUGGUCAAGCACAUCCGGGACUACAAACAGGGGGACCCGGGCAUCUUCGCCUGGGAGAUCCGGGACCGGCUGCUGGCCGACGGCGUCUGCGACAAGUACAACGUCCCCUCGGUCAGCUCCAUCAGCCGGAUUCUGAGGAAUAAAAUCGGGAACCUGUCCCAGCCCCACCCGUACGAGGCCAACAAGCAGCCACCUCCGCAGCCGGCGCUGCCCUACAACCAUAUUUACCAGUACCCCUACCCCACCCCGAUGUCCCCCGCGGGGGCCAAGGUGGGCUCCCACCCCGGCGUGUCCGUCUCCGCCGGCCACGUCGGUCUCCCCCGGUCCUGGCCCUCCGCGCACUCGGUCAGCAACAUCCUCGGAAUCCGAACUUUUAUGGAGCAGACAGGGGCGCUGGCGGGAGCCGAGAGCUCGGCGUAUCCCCCCAAGGUGGAGGACUGGGCCAGCGUCAACCGACCGGGCUUUCCGGCCCCGCAGAGCGUGAACGGGAUCGACAAAGCGGCCAUGGAAGGGGACAUUAAAUACCCGCAGCCCCCACCGGGCCUCUCCACCGUGGGCAGCUUCCUCCCGGCCUGCGCCUACCCCUCUUCCAACCAGCACGGCGUGUACGGCGGGCCCGGCGGGGGUUUUUUGCCCCCCGGGCAUCCAUGGCAGGCUCCGAGCAGCCCCCUGGCCCACCACGGGCCCAGCGGGACAGUACACGGGGGUGACAUCGCCACGGCCAUGGCCUUCAAGCAUCCCGGCCGGGAAGGGCGCGGCUGCCCGUCGGGAUUGCACGGCGAAGACCUGAAGGGGCGCGGUAGGGCGAUGGAGUUGACCCGGACGCUUGGCUCUCGGAGGCCGGCCCAGCCCCCCGGACCCACGAAGACCCCUCUGGGGAGACGAAGCUGCAGCUGGGACCUGCCCUCCGGCUCGACCCCGCGGUGA